This is a messenger RNA of Daucus carota subsp. sativus, 1587 nucleotides long. RefSeq lists its product as uncharacterized. The transcript has 7 exons. The coding region runs from base 205 to 1572 and encodes 455 amino acids. The record is from RefSeq and is a predicted model, not a curated record. NCBI's taxonomy places the organism in Eukaryota, Viridiplantae, Streptophyta, Magnoliopsida, Apiales, Apiaceae.
CCCAAAUAAAACCCAGAGAUUGGUGAAGCCCAUUACUCGGUUACUUGCUGCAGCUUCUUACUACUGUAAAACCCUAGCCUAUAUCCCCUCAGCUGUUAUGUUUCCAUUUCUACAGCACACUUUCCGUUUGUUAUACAAGACUUAAGGACAAAGUGAGAGUUGCAGUUGUGGUUUUUAAGGGUUGCAUUUAAGUUUAUACAAGGCAUGAAAUCGAGUGAGUACAGCGUGCCUGACGGUUCCAAAUCAUCUGUGUAUAAGUUCUGGGGUGAUGAGGGACGUGAUAUCGGGAAAGUGAAAUGUCAAAACCCCUACACAUGGACCCCCGGUGGGUUUUCCAUUGAUAAUGAUUCACUUAACUGCAGACUUAUGAUCCUUGCAGUGUGCACUUUUGUUUCUUUGAUUGUUGGCGUAGCAACUAGAGGAUGGCCAUCAGUGGUGCAGUAUGGUCUUGAAAUUGUUUUAAGUUUCUUGUUAGUGGUCUUUGGCACAGCCAUUAAAAGACAUGUACAAUUCAGACAUUUUGAAAAGGAACUCUUAAUUCAUGAUCCAAAAACAGUCAAAUUUCUUGACGUAAAAGAAAUCUGGCCAUCAACUACAAAUGUUUCGCAAGCUCUCAAAGUCACACGUCUUGAGUUGCUUGCAGGCUUAGCUUUUGUUUCUUUGAUUCGUUCCUUAGCAACCGGAGAAUGGCUGUCAGGGGACCUGGAUGGUCAUGGUCUUGAAAUUGUUUUAGCUAUCUUGUUAGUGGUCAUGAUAGAAAAGUUCUGGAUGGGCUCUUUUCUGUCUACUCUCGUAGCUAUUAAUAAGCUACUUAUUGCUUGUUACCCCAUCUCUUUUUGUGCCAUUGUUACCAAUGCACAACUUUCCAAUUCUGCUUUAGAAGGGGACUACACUUUACAGAACUUCAGUCGUAACGAUGACGAACACCACCCUCUUAUGUUGAGCGUUAAGAAGAAUUGGGUUCAGGGCACAUCAAUACUUGACUGGACUGAUAUAAUCAUGUUCAUUGGUAUAAUGUUGUUGGCUGUGACUCUAUACUACCACAACUGGGUGCUCUCUGCCUUUUGCAUUCUUUGGACACAUAUCAUAGAUUUGAUGCAGGCGCUAAAAAUAAAGAUGAAGCAAGGAUUGGUUAAACUUAAGGAAAACAACGUUCAGUAUCUGCGACGUGGAUAUAAGCUAUCUAACUUAGUUAUAGCAUCCCCGUUUUUAGGUGGUGGACACAAAUGGCAAGUUUGCAUGGUAGUGGGCAUUGCAUUAUUUUCCGUCAUCUUUUAUUGUGCCGAGGUAUCUGUGGAACUGAAGAAAUCUCAAGUAUCUAUAUCAAAUUUCUUUUUGGAGUUGAGGAACAAUAAGAAAGUGUUGUUUUUCACUGCAAGGCAUGUUUUGGAAAUUUUUGUUCCUUUGUUAUUUUCUCUACUAGCAUAUGUUCGUUUGAUGGAGUUUGAUAGAAAAAAUCAUUACACCGAAACUGAUUGGCCAAGUUUUGCACUUGUUAUACAAGUAGCCAUUUUCGUGGUAGGAUGGUUGCAUGUGAUCAUGGAUGAUUGUAGUCCUGACUAUUUUAGAUAGGGGUGUGCACGGGUC